AAUUCACAUUAAGCUAUAAAAUCCUAACCGUCAAAAAAUCAACAAACUAAAAAAUCACUUCUUCUUCUUCUACUUCCUCCGCCGUCCGCCACCGUGCCGGAGGAGGUUCAAAAUAUGGAUUACUACAACAUCCUAAAAGUGAAUCGAAAUGCAACCGAAGACGAUUUAAAGAAAUCAUACAAAAAACUUGUAUUGGUAUGGCAUCCAGACAAAAACCCUGGCAACAAAGCCGCCGAAGCUGAAGCCAAAUUCAAACUCAUUUCAGAAGCUUAUGAUGUUUUAAGCGAUCCACAAAAGCGUAAGAUCUACGAUCGUUACGGUGAAGAAGCGUUAAAAUCCGGUGAAGUACCUCCACCAUCUCAGAAACAUUCUUCUUAUGCUGCUUCUUCAUCUUCUUCUUCGUCUUCGCGGCCAUUUCGGAAUAAACACCCUCAGAAUAAUACGACGUCGUUUAAGUUUAAUCCUAGGGAUGCGGAAGAUAUUUAUGCUGAGAUCUUUGGUGAUGAAGGUGGUCCGGAAAAUGGGGGGAAUCGUAGGACAUCGAAUGGUGGUGGUGGUCAGGCGAGGAGGAAAGCUGCUCCUGUUGAGAGGCCGUUGGCUUGUAGUUUGGAAGAUCUUUAUAGAGGAGUUGAUAAGAAGAUGAAGAUUUCUAGGACAAUUACUGAUUUUUUUGGGAAGAGUCGGACUGAGGAUGAGAUUUUGACUAUUAAUCUAAAACCUGGCUGGAAAAAAGGAACAAAGGUUACCUUCCCAGAGAAGGGUAACCAGGGGCAUGAUGUCAUCCCGGCAGACAUUAUUUUUGUAAUUGAAGAGAAACCACAUGCUCGUUAUAUAAGGGAUGGUCAUGAUUUGAUUAUUAACCAACAGAUAAGUCUUGUUGAUGCUCUUACAAGUACAACAUUAGAAAUCCCCACCUUGGAUGGAAGGAAUCUCAUGGUCCCAUUGCCAGGUAUAGUCACACCUGGCUAUGUGCACGAAGUCCCUAACGAAGGAAUGCCUAUAUCCAGAGAACCUGGGAGGAAAGGGGUUUUGAAAAUUAAGAUUGAUGUCAAGUAUCCCACGAGUCUAACUCCUCAGCAAAAAUCUGAUCUAAGGAGAGUCUUAGGUUGAAACACGUAAACACGUAAUUUUUUGUGCAUGCACAUUGUGAAUAUAUGAUGUGCAUUAUAUUUAUGCAUGUGAAUAGCAGGGGUGGAUUUCGGUACUUACUAAGGGCUAGCAUACCAGGGUUCCAUACUUGAUUUUUUGGACUUUUUUGCAGGGUAGGAAUGGUAAGUUAAUGACAGGAAGCACCAAUCUUGGUGAAACAAAUAGGUAGUUAUGCUGGUUUUUUAUUAGCUUGUUUUUCCUUUUGAUUAAACUUAGGUUUUUGAAGUCUUGAUUGUAUCACAAUGAAUCAUGUUUUAUGCAAUCUAAUUGUAUAGAGUUCCUUUGCUUUCA
Molecule: messenger RNA, 1440 nt
Organism: Trifolium pratense (red clover)
Lineage: Eukaryota; Viridiplantae; Streptophyta; Magnoliopsida; Fabales; Fabaceae
Product: dnaJ homolog subfamily B member 13-like
Exons: 2
Coding region: 115-1110 (331 amino acids)
Cellular component (GO): cytosol
Molecular function (GO): protein-folding chaperone binding
Source: RefSeq, a predicted model, not a curated record